Acanthoscelides obtectus is the source of this 3498-nucleotide messenger RNA. The record is from the annotation of a GenBank genome assembly. Lineage: Eukaryota; Metazoa; Arthropoda; Insecta; Coleoptera; Chrysomelidae.
UUUACAAACACUGGUCCUGCGUCUCCCACUUGAAAAACAACAAUGUUUUGAUGGAAUAUUUGAAUAUUCUUGUAUUAGAUAUCGAUAUCAAAUUAUUAAACGGAAAGAUAAUGAAAAAAUUAUUGCUUGUCAUCAUGCCACGCCUAAAUUAUUCGAUUAGACUAUGCUGAUUUAGCAAAAGUAGGUCAUAUAUAGGUUAGAAAAAAAGAAAGUACCAUGCCACUCAAGCUCACAUCCUGUUUCAAUUCAUAUGUGUUUAGUCGUGCGUGCUGGAAUAAAAAAUGAAUAAAAAUGAUAAAGUGCAUCCCACAGCUUACAUCGUGUUUAUAGCAUUGCUUUUGGAUCUUCUGGCAUUCACAAUGAUUCUACCAUUACUUCCAUCACUGCUAGAACACUAUAAAACAAACGAUUCUACAGGGCUAUAUAGCUGGCUAUCUAGUCAAAUAUUCUACUUCCAACAAAUUGUUGGAGCCCCAGAAAAGUACAAUUCAGUAUUAUUUGGUGGAUUCUUGGGAUCUAUGUACAGUUUUUUGCAAUUUGUGGCAGCUCCAAUUGUUGGCAGUAUUUCAGAUGUUGUAGGAAGGAAACCUAUGAUGAUCAUUUGUUUGGUGAGUUGAUUAUCUCUUAAAACUUUGGUAGAACUAUUACAAUAAACCCAAUUCAAAUAAAGGAAGUCUGGUGUUUAUAGGAUUGAUAUCAAAAUUAUUUGCAUACUUCUAAUAUUCACCUUAUUUGAAAGCAAUGUAUCAUCUUUUUUGACUUAGAAUCUGUAUUGCAAAGAACAUUCCAGUUGAUAUGGUUUCUUUAAUCAACUGCAGACAUACUUCUUGUCUGAUAGAAACUAUCAAUAUCCAACACCAAACUAUGACUGCUAAAGCUAAUCAUUCAGUAGUAUAGUAGAUAAAUUAUAUUGCAGGGGUGAAUGUAGGAACCCUGGGGAUCAACACACACAGUUUCUAUGUGGCCCCCACUGUUGAUAGAUAAAAAACAGUGGGAGGGGAUGCAUAUUGCAUCAUCAUAAUUAUAGGGAGUCAUCUGCUUUUGUGAUAUUGUCAAAGACUUGUUUCUAGAUAAAGAUAUUAUAUCAAUUAUCUAUUAUGUACGAAUAAUUCAGCAAUAUAAGAUAUUAACUACCAUAAAAGAUACUUUUCCUUAACUUAAAACUUUGAAUCAACUUUCAACUAUAGUUGUGUAUUUUGUAACACUGCUAAAAUUAUAGGCACAUGUUUUUUCAUUGAUUUUUGGCGAAUCACAGUAAAACUACUGAUCACUUUUAUCUCCAUCUCUCUCAUACCUCACAUGCAAUCUUCCUGAUAUGUGUGUGGAGACAUUUUUGUACAUAAGCUUACACAUCAAUGUUCUACAACUAUACAUUCCACUGUCAGUAUAAAAACUCAUUCACCAUGAGAGUCUGAUUUGAGUUUAUCUUUGAUAUAAAGUACAGCAAUAUCUGCAAAUAUAAUGUCAACAGUUAGCACUGAAUUUACAGAAAAUAGUAGAAACAAUCGCCCUCUGUCAGUCUAUGUAUACAAGAGAAAGCAGUAGCUGCCCAUAGUAGAGUGAUUAUUUAUUUUGAAUAUCAUUGAUAUGUAACCAUCAACCCUUUAUAGAAAAAUAUGAUUGAGGAUGAACAGUAAAAAAUCAUGACUGCUACGAGUAUAUACCUAUACCACAGAUCACCGUAAAAAUACAUGGAAAUGCCAUGCUGCAGCAUAUGGCGGUUUUCACUCCUCCUAGGGCUGGUUUUUGGGGUCGAGGGUGAAGUCUAGGAACUUCUCUGAUGCUGGAUCCGGAUUCAGCAUCGAAAAACAUGUGGUGAUAUCAUAAUGUGUCUCACGGAUGUCGGCACAUUUGGACUAUUCAGGUGCUUUUUGAAUUUUUAUUUUUUCAGUAAAUUAGAUUCUUUCAUUUACUGUUUUCUAUUCCAUAUUCUAUUUUGUAUUUUCAGUCAGGCAUAUCCUUCUCAUAUAUACUAUGGGCAUUAUCAAGUAAUUUGCCUAUAUUCAUAUUAGCAAGGUUUUUUGGAGGAAUCAGUAAAGGAAAUGUUUCACUGAGUAUGGCCAUCAUCACAGAUGUUUCCUCAAGUCAGACUAGGGGAAAAGGAAUGGCACUUGUUGGAAUUGCAUUCUCUCUAGGAUUCAUUGUUGGUCCAUUGAUUGGCGCUAUUUUUGCAGUAUGGGCGAAAACGAAAACAGGAGAUUGGUUUAUAGUACCUGCUUUGUUUGCAUUGAUGUUAUCUAUAGCAGACUUGAUAUUUUUUACAGUAUUUUUCAAAGAAUCUUUACCCAAGGAAAAACGUGCUCCUAGUCUAGUAGCCACACUAAAAAAUUCCAAAAGCUUGCUGAGCAUCAAAGACUUAUUCCAGUUCACAGCAAUAAACGGUGUUGACGGAUCCAGAAUACAGCAGUUGCGAAAACUUGGCGUGAUAUAUUUUGUGUAUUUAUUUAUCUACAGUGGAUUGGAAUUUACUCUUACAUUUCUCACCCACCACGUGUUCAGCUAUACCUCAAUGCAACAAGGCUGGAUGUUUUUUGUUAUAGGCGCAAUAAUGGCAUUAUUGCAAGGCGGCUACGUUCGAAAAGUACCUCAAAAGAAAAUCAAGUCGACAGCCGUCGUGGGACUAUGGCUAAUCGUCCCUUCGUUUAUAUGCGUCGGCCUAGCAUACGAACCUGUGAUGCUGUAUCUAGGAUUAGUAUUAUUUGCUGUUUCUACUGCAAUGGUGGUACCCUGUUUGAUGACCAUGGCAUCUGAAUUCGGUACGGAUCAGCAGAAAGGUACCGUGAUGGGUAUUUUUCGCUCACUUGGAGCUCUGGCGCGCGCACUUGGUCCCAUUUUUGCCAGCAUAGCGUUUUGGAGCAUUGGCUCUAAAAUGACAUACUUAACAGGCUCCGUCCUGCUAUUAUAUCCUGUAUUAGCUUUGAAGAAAGUCAAAGAUGUACAAACAUAAUGAUAAAAUGUGAAGUAAUUGAUAUAUACUACUAGAUUACAAACAAUUACAAACAUUUAGUAUGUCUUCAUAUAACUCCAACCACAGUUACAUCAGUUGGAACUGUUUUAUUUUUCGAUAGAAUUUGAAAAAUAUUUUGUAAUUAGUCUUGAAGACAGUUGAAAGGAGGUUUUAUAGAUUAUUUAAAACUAAUUCCCAGUGUCCAACAAAAAAUAGAGAUAUAAGUUUGUAUUUUCAUUCAAGAUCACCGUGACCAUAUUAAAAACCGUCAUUAAUGAUAGUCUAAUUUACGCAUUGCAAUCAAAUACAAUCAGGUGAAUGCCAAGAUAGAAAUAGAUUUUUCCUAACCAACUCAAGUAUUCAUUAAUUGUGAUAAAUGUCUUUUAUAUUUAUAUUUAAGGAUUCUAAUAACACAAUUAUUUAUUUUUAUUUACCAUACUUUUUGUACAUUUACAUCACAUUAGUUGUACACGUGAUUUACUAAAAGUUUUAUACAUAUACCAUGUCCUUGCUGUACAUUAUUCAAUAAAGUUAUCAUUUAUAAAGUUGAA